UCAGUCAGACAUGAGCUGAAUAUAAUGGCAAACCCCAUUAAUGAUGAAGUAACAGUGAUAAUUUAAAAAUUCACGUGAAUAGCACUAACUUAGAAAAUCCCGAACUACAGCCCCGAAGAUCUGAGAGACGCAGAUCGACGAAGCAAUGGACAUCAGCUUUGUGGCGAUGGAACAGACAAGUGCUCAAUCUUUGUCUGUUAGACGGCUUUUACAACGAAGUUGCUGUUAACUUCAACAUUUUUCUAACAGAAAAAUUUUGGCAUACGUAUCUCCCUUUGGAAAUAGCGAAUAAUUAAUUUGGUAUAAAGCAAGCAGCUGUUCACUUCGGGAAUAACAACAUUAUCGGUAUAGGUGAUGACAAUGCAUUUUAUUUACGUUAACACCAUUAACAGUUCAGCCUGAUGUUCAUGAAUAGUUGAAAACUAUAAAUGCAGUUCAGCACCUAAUCACACAGAAUUGUUAGAAAGUUGUCCCAGAAUAAGAAAAAAAUUUCGUUAUAUACGGGUGUUAAAAAUGAACCUACUUCGUAAAGUUUGUUAGAUAGCUGUAGAGAUGCCUGCUGAAGCGUGAACAUAUCCUGCAAAAAUGUAGUUGUAAGACGAAAGCUUAUUGCUAUGAAUAGAGUACAAUGGAAGGUUUAUUUACGUUAGCACUUUUUUAAACACUGUACACCAAGUGUGUCCGUAAAUUGAUUUAGCUACUAAACAAGGCUUUAUUGGCCGUAGUUGACCUUCAGCGGUUCCCCCUUAGCGACAUAACGAGAUAGAAUCAGUGGAGGGGCACGGCACCGCACAUCACGUCGCGAAGAUAGCGGUCGGAUUGAAUGAGUUUAUAGCGCCUCGUGUAAUCGCUGGGUGUUGUAAGCAGUUACUGUGCGCCGUCGCAGGAAGCGGUAGCAAUGGCAACGAAGCUGGGGAGAAUUGCUAGGUUUCAGGUUCAGAAGUUGAAUGGAGAUCCUGCUGUGAGAUACUUUAGUUCACCUGCACCAACAACAAAGUUAUUUAUUGAUGGAAAGUUUGUUGAGUCUAAAACAAAAGACUGGAUAGACUUGCACAAUCCAGCAACAAAUGAGGUGGUUACUAGAGUCCCAAAGUCAACACAGGAUGAAAUGGAAGCAGCUGUGGCCUCAGCAAAAGAGGCUUUCAAAUCCUGGUCCAAUACCUCGAUACUAACUCGUCAGCAAAUUAUGUUCAAAUAUCAAGACAUAAUUCGCAAAAAUAUGGGUGAGUUGGCAAAAAACAUUACCACAGAGCAAGGAAAAACCCUUGUUGAUGCAGAAGGUGACGUUUUACGUGGCUUGCAGGUGGUGGAACAUUGCUGCAGUGUGACCUCUUUGGCACUGGGAGAAACAUUACCCAACAUUGCGAAGAAUAUGGACACACAUUCCUACCGCUUGCCACUUGGUGUAACUGCUGGAAUAACGCCUUUCAACUUUCCUGCUAUGAUCCCAUUGUGGAUGUUCCCUGUUGCUACAGUUCUGGGAAAUACAUCAGUGAUAAAGCCAUCAGAGCGUGAUCCUGGUGCUUGUAUGAUGUUGAUGGAGAUGCUAAAUGAAGCUGGUUGUCCUCCAGGUGUAGUCAAUGUGAUACAUGGUGCACAUGAAUCAGUUAACUUUAUUUGUGACCAUCCGGAUAUUAAAGCCAUUUCCUUUGUUGGAUCUGAUCAAGCUGGCAAGUACAUUUAUGAACGAGGUUCACGAAAUGGUAAACGUGUACAGUGCAACAUGGGAGCAAAGAACCAUGGUGUCAUUAUGCCAGAUGCAGAUAAGGAACGUACACUAAAUCAGCUUGUGGGGGCAGCAUUUGGUGCAGCAGGGCAGCGUUGCAUGGCCCUUAGCACAGCUGUUUUCGUGGGUGAAGCAAAUGACUGGCUGCCUGACUUGGUGGACCGAGCAAAGAAAUUAAAAGUCAAUGCAGGUCAUGUUCCUGGCACAGAUUUAGGCCCAGUCAUCUCCCCACAGUCCAAAAAAAGAAUUUGUGAUCUUGUUCAGUCUGGUGUUGAUGAUGGAGCACAGUUGCUGCUAGAUGGCAGAGAUAUUGUGGUUCCUGGUUUUGAGAAAGGAAAUUUUGUUGGACCCACAAUUUUAAGUGGUGUUAAGCCCAAUAUGAAAUGUUACAAGGAGGAAAUAUUUGGUCCAGUUCUUGUAAUUUUGUCGGUUGACACUCUGGAUGAAGCAGUGGAGCUGAUCAACAGAAAUCCGUAUGGUAAUGGAACAGCAAUUUUCACCACUAAUGGAGCAACUGCUAGAAAAUUCACCAAUGAAAUCGAUGUUGGACAGGUUGGUGUCAAUGUACCAAUACCUGUCCCACUGCCAAUGUUCUCCUUCACUGGUACGAGAGGAUCAUUUCUUGGAGAUGCACACUUCUAUGGUAAACAGGGUGUCAACUUCUACACACAAGUGAAGACUGUUACCCAGUUGUGGCAUCAGAGUGAUGUCACACACAGCAAGCCUUCUGUUGCAUUCCCAGUCAUGCGAUAGAAAGUAUUUCUACUUGAAAUAAUUUUCAGCUUCAGUGAAUCUAGAAUUGUUAAUUUAGAAGCUGAAUUCUCAUUGUUGUUUCACGCUACUAGAAAGGUUUUACCUAAGCAUUCAGAAGUUCAAGAUAUAUUUAAGUUUUGCACAGAAUAUUUGUGACAAAGAUUUCAUUCCACAGAAUAUUUCUUUCGUAAACUGAUGUACAAAUCAACAGCUCUAAAGUGAAUGUUUGAUUAUUUAUCUUAGACUGAAUAUUGUCCCGGUGCUUUUAAGCGCUUAAUUUGUAUUGUUAAAUUUCACAGAAGUUUCUCUUCAGAAGCUAAAACUUCUGUGAGUGUACGAAACUACUUAGGCUAUUCAUAUAGUCCUUAUUUCUAGUUGUAUAUGACAAAUUCAUCUCAAAAUAGUGACAUUACCUCAAGUACAUGGAUUUUAACUGUAAUAUGGUCUUACAUGCCAUGAACAUUCAGAGGCACAUGUUACUUCAAAAGAAAAUAGUCUUCCACAUGUGAACUUAAGACUGAAGAACCAGUCUUCCAUUGUAAAUAUGUUAAAGAAUUAUUUUUAACGUAAUUUACAGAAAUGACUAAUUUGCUAUUGCCGCAAGAAAAAAGUAAACAUUAUUUUUAAGAGGUUUCUGCCCAUUGAAUGAAGUAAGAUGAAAUGGUUUUAGAUAAUGUUCCCAAAUGUAUUACAGAAUUUCUACAGAAAGUGCUUUCAAUGCUUAUCAUUUAGCCUACAUUUUCCACAGAACAUGUAAUUUUUGGUACAUCAUAUUUACAUAUUUAGUAUGACACUGUAAUUAUAUUCAUGUAUGCAGACAAACCAUGUAAGAAUUUUGAGUGUGUGACAAUUAUUUCUAAAAAUAUAUUUUUGUAGAAAAUGCAAACUCCUCAUAAAGAGUAUGUACAAGUGAUUGAAUAAUUUGUCCAGACUUUACCUCAGACAUUCAUGAAAAUGUUUAAAAGUGAUCUUACAUGGCAUAAGUGUAUCUUCAGACUCACUUAGGCUACUUCUCUUC
Molecule: messenger RNA, 3497 nt
Organism: Schistocerca gregaria
Lineage: Eukaryota; Metazoa; Arthropoda; Insecta; Orthoptera; Acrididae
Product: probable methylmalonate-semialdehyde dehydrogenase [acylating], mitochondrial
Exons: 10
Coding region: 899-2479 (526 amino acids)
Biological process (GO): thymine catabolic process; L-valine catabolic process
Cellular component (GO): mitochondrion
Molecular function (GO): methylmalonate-semialdehyde dehydrogenase (acylating, NAD+) activity; malonate-semialdehyde dehydrogenase (acetylating, [NAD(P)+]) activity
Source: RefSeq, a predicted model, not a curated record